Molecule: messenger RNA, 2754 nt
Organism: Anastrepha obliqua
Lineage: Eukaryota; Metazoa; Arthropoda; Insecta; Diptera; Tephritidae
Gene: jigr1
Exons: 4
Coding region: 1175-2536 (453 amino acids)
Biological process (GO): regulation of transcription by RNA polymerase II
Cellular component (GO): nucleus; transcription regulator complex
Source: RefSeq, a predicted model, not a curated record
UAAAAAAAAAUUUAUUUUUAUUUGUCAAAACGUACCUUUGUCAAUAUACCCUUAACAUGCCAGUAUCUGGCGCAGUAUUAAUACACUUUGUUACCGACAUGCUUUCAUUUAAUGAGAUACUGUUAAUUGAUAUCGCAUCGAUUUAUUCUCACAAUGUAAAAAGGAGCUGGCGAUAAUUUCUGUAUAUUUAUAUGAAAAAACAGCUUUGCAAAAUCCGUUAGUCUAAUUCGGUAGGAAUUUCUCUAUUAAAAAAGCAAUUCAAACCAAUUAUUAUCAACUGAAAACCACUCAGUCUUUUGUUUUUGUGUUAAAGUUACGUUCGUUGCUGGUGUACAAGCCUUCAUCUUUCACAUCUGUUAACUCUCUAACGCAUCCUGCUCAAUUACGUCAAUCUCUUGCAAUGCUUUCCCCGAUUUCUUCCACGUGCUACAAAACAAACACCUUGUGGCUGCUUGGGAUUAUCUGCAAAUAGCCAAUGUUGCAUGUGCAAAGACUCGCAACUCAAGACACGAAACCGGUAUGUUUUCGUACUCUUUGUUUAGUUUCUUGCCACCAAAGAGCGCACGCUGGCAUAUGAGCGCGUGAGUACGCGUUUUUAACCAAACACACAGCACACUAUGAACUCUUCGCUCUUUAGUGUGCCUGUGUGUGUGUAUGGAUGAGUAUAUUCUGCAUUUUGUUUUUAUCACGUUCGGUGUGAGCGCGUGCCUUCGUGUUUUUAUGCUUUACAAAUAUUCGAAAAACUUAUACAUGUGAAUUGCUAUUAUAUUUUUAUAUAUUUUCUUCUGUUGCCUUGGCUCGUCUUUUUUACAUUUUCAUUAUAUUUAAGCGUAACGUUGAGUGAGCGGCGUAAGUGUUAAAGCAAAAUAAUAAAAUUUCAUAUUUUAGUUUUAAAAUUAUUGUCGUUGUGUGCGGUCGUUCGUACGUUCACUGGCGUGAUGAGUUAUUUGCUGAAAGGAGAAUUUUUUUAAAACUUAAAUUUAUAUUACUUAUGGAAAUACAUUACAAAAAAAAAACAGCAAACGCUAAAAAAAUAAAAAUAAAAAAAAUUAGUUGGCUAAAAAUCGAAGUUUGACGUAUUUUUUAAGCAUAAAAAGAGAUUGGAACUAAAAUAUAUUUAUUUUUCCGUGGAAAUUUGUACAUUGUGAAACUAAUACAGAUCGACCGAUAUUAAAUGGAAAAUCUGGCUGCACCAUCAAACAACAUAAAUCAAAACAACGCUACCGCUGUGGAUUACGGGAAUUAUGAUUAUCCGCCAGCAACUAAACGCGGGCGUGGCUAUGCACCAAUGGGCGAAUUCGAUUUAAGUCUCAUACGAGAGUUUCGUGCUCGACCUGGCUUCUAUGACCGCAAUUCGGUUAGUUUCAAGGAUAAACUGCAAACGGCACAUCAAUGGCAAGAGAUUUCCAACAAACUGGGUUUCGAUGUUUCUUUGCUAAAGGAUCGCAUGCUACAGCUGCGCAAUCGUUACAAUCUCGAGAAGCGUCGCCUUGAGCAGUUGCGCGAUGAGAAUCCCGGCCAGCAGAUUGAGUCACCAUGGCCCCUAUUUGAACAUCUACAUUUCCUCUCCGAACAUAUACGGCCGCGACGCUCUUAUAAAAGCAUGCAACCGCGUACUUCGCUCGCAGAAACGGGCGACGACGAGGAUGAACACUCACAACAGCAGCAGCAACAGCGAUCAGAACAGCUGCAACAGCGGCAGCAGCAACAACAUUUGGCUGCAGCUGGUGGGCGUGAUUCGUUCAGUGAUGGUGGUGGCGGUGGCGGUGUUGGUAGCAAUAAUAACAGUGCUGAUAUGACAACUUUCGCUAAUGGCUUGCUAACCGUCAAAAUGGAGGAACCCGACGCUGAUGAUGCAAAUGCCGCAGAUGCUGAAUCUGGCAGUCAAAGUGGCACCGAAGACACGAAUAGCGCUCAUCCUUUAAAGCUAAGUGCCGCAUCCACACUGCUUAGCAUGCAACAACGCCAAUCACAUUCCAUUUCGCCGUUUAACAAGUCAACUACGUCGUCGUCAAUGGCUUUAAAUAAACGUCCAUUGAAAUAUUCAGCUUCACCUGCUGCGCUGCCGGCAUCCAUCAAAAUACGUCGCUUGGAUACGAUGCAAGAGCGUGCAUCGGCGGGUGUUAUGCAUUUACAACCGCGUCCCAACAACAUUCCGCAUAGUAGUUUCAACAAUAAUGACACUAACAAAAAUGCUGCUCGUCAAAGACAGCAGGAGUACACUCCGUUGGCGCCACGCCCACCCUUCAGCGUGCAAGUAAGUCGUCGUUGUUUGAGCAAUUCGGAGCAAAAGUAUGCCUCUUUUGGGGAUUUUGUGUCCGCCUCAUUGUUGGAGUUGCCAGCACAACGUGCCCUGCAGUUGGUAGAAAAGUUCACGUCGGAGGUGGUGCGUGUGCUGUUGGAAAGCAAAGAUAAAGGUGUACAAGAAGAAACUGAACGAAAUGUGGUGCAACAGCAGCAGCCGCCGCAGCAGGUGUCACCGCAAUUUCAACAAAUUAAUGGAAGUAUUAGUAAUGAAGCAGUGAAUGGCGUUUAAGGAGUACAUCAUACAUAUGUAUAUGUUUUUGUUCUAAACAAGAGCAAAAGUUUUCGUUUAUUUAAUUUUAAUUAUUUUUAAAUGAAUUGACUGACUGUCAGUGUUUUCGCACUCGUAAUUUUUAGUUAUUUCUUACAAAUAAUACAAUAAUGCGCAUAUUUGAGCGCCUGACUACGCUUGUAUAUUGAAUAAAGUUAUCCGCAUGUGCUUUUAAAGAA